Messenger RNA from Peronospora matthiolae, 657 nucleotides. The record is from the annotation of a GenBank genome assembly. NCBI's taxonomy places the organism in Eukaryota, Oomycota, Peronosporomycetes, Peronosporales, Peronosporaceae.
AUGUACGAAGGGAUUGAAAACCUGAAAUCCCUUUACGACCGUGCCGGGAAGUCUUUCUCCGGUAGUCCUUCUGCGGCACAGGAUGUGCCGCGUCGUACUGCUCAACCAGACCCAGUACGUCAAUCAUCAGUUGGUAGCGGGGCUCCCAAGUAUCCCAGGACGAGGGAUAGCCGCGCCACCGGACGAGAUAACUCGUCCGACGUUUGUUCGCGUCGCGGUGGUUCAACAGCUGCUCAACUAGAUAGCGCUGGCCACCGCGAGAGUCCUCUAGUGGAGGUGGAGGUGGAGGAGGAGGAACGACGCUCUCCACAUGAUCGUGUGGAUCCGUGUGUUCCCGAGAGCUUCUUUGAUCGCGUAACGCAAGGGUUACGCAACGAUCUCGAACAUGAGCGGGACAGGCCUCUCCAAAUGGCGGACACUGUCUUGAAGCAUCGAGCUGAGUUUGCCUUUGCUCAGCUUGAGAACGAGAGAUCUCUGACAUCUCUUCGUGACGAGCUAAGGGUAGCUCGUGGGAUUGUUGAUCGGUCUCGGGAUGAGAUAACUGCUCUUCAGACCCUUGUCGAUGCCCACCAUCGGGAGCACAAGGCUCUAUGCGAGAUGCUUGAGCGCAAGGGCGUUCUUCAUCGGAAGAAGCAGCGUACUGAUGGUACGGCUUAA